UAUAAGAAAGUGAAUAUACUUGCAUCAACGAAGGCAGACUUGCUUUUGCGUUUUCUGUAUGUCUAAAUUGAUUGGAUCAUACAGUCAACAAAUCCGCACUUGAAUAUUUUAGUAUAAACAUCAUUUUUUAGUUUGCAAAUACUGAGAAUAAAGUGAACACCGUCUAGCUUAGCAAUGUGCAGCCAUUUACACUAUUUGAAUUGAAACAGAGAAUCUUUGCAUGAUUUGAAGAAAUAAAACUUAAAGGCAGAUCACAAUCAAGUUUAUGAUCUUUGGGACGCAUAUUUCCCAGAAGCAUUGCAAUUCUAUGCUGCAGAGUUGUGAUAAGUGGUAGAGAAGAAUGAAUAAUGCAAUACAUUUCGCGAUUUUUUUUCUGAACCUUACCUAUGGAGUGUUGAGUGGGUUCUCCGGUGUGUAUGUGGAUAAUGGAGCAGGACAAACUGUGAUGGAUACGAUGAUGACUAGUGAUGAUCAACUGGAAAUUGAACAUGAAAUAUUGGAGCUGCUAGGACUUCCUGAAAGGCCUAGGAAGCGUCACUUACAUUCGUCGAUCAGCAAAUCGGCUCCCCAAUUUUUGUUGAACGUAUACGAUAAGCUCUCAUCCGAUACAAAUGGUAAUCAUAAUCGCCACACUCGCAGCGCUGAUUACAAUGAUGUUUUAUUCACCGAUGCUGAUAAUAAGGCGAUUGAUCAAAGUGAUAUAAUAAUGACAUUUUUGAAUAAAAAUCAUCAUGUUUCGGAGGUGCGACACGAAAAAGGACGACGCCUAUGGUUUGAUGUUAAUGAAAUUGAAAACGAUGCAGAACUGAUCUUAGCUGAACUACGGUUGUACCAGAGACAUGACCUGAACAAAUAUGGACAUAAUAAUGACAACAUUACAGUCGCCGUCUAUUCAAUCAUUAAUUUGGAUGGUGAAAAAGAGCUUUUGAAAAUAGCAGAAGUCGACCUACCGAAUUAUGAUGGAUGGAUCGAAUUGAAUGUGACAAAUGCAGUCAUGCAAUGGACGUCCAAAAAAUCAUCCAACAAAGGAUUAUAUAUAGGAGCCUACAUAAAAAACCGGCCUGAUAGAGAAAUAAAAUUGGAUGAAAUUGGCUUGGUAAAUGCUAGAGGCGAUGAUGAAUAUCAACCUUUCCUAGUUGCUUACUGUAGGGGUUCUCAGACUGUGAAGCCUGUACUACACAACCUUUCAAGAAGCAAACGCGAAGGAUCAAAGAAACGGAAAGUUAAGUCAGAAAAUCGAAACCCAUUGAUCGAGAUACCUAUAGAUCACCAUAAGAGUUGCCAGAUUAAAACACUCUAUGUGAGCUUCAAAGAUUUGAACUGGCAGGACUGGAUUAUUGCACCCGAGGGGUACGGAGCAUUUUUCUGCAGUGGUGAAUGCAACUUUCCAUUAAAUGCCCAUAUGAACGCCACGAAUCACGCGAUUGUUCAAACGCUUGUACAUCUGAUGCAUCCCAGUAAGGUUCCCAAACCGUGCUGCGCGCCAACCAAAUUAAUUCCUAUUUCAGUGCUUUACCAUAUAGAUGAAUCCAAUGUCAAUUUGAAAAAGUAUAAAAAUAUGGUCGUCAAAAGUUGUGGAUGUCAUUGAAUGAGCUUAAUUCAAUUUCAAUCUAGAAUAGGGUAACUGUACCAGUAUUGGCCAUGUUCUUAAUUUGGCCAGUUUCUCUCCUAACUUCAAAAGUAAAGCAAUUUUUAGGGUUUUAUUAGCUCUAACAGGAGAUAUUCCCUUAUCUUUCUUCGCUGUUGAAUCUGAUCUAUUUUUUUUUUGGAAAAUAUGCAUUUUUAAAGAUUGGUCAAAUUAGGCACUAAGGUGGCCAAAACCGGUACAAUUCCCCUACGUUUUGUCUAACGUAUUGCCAAUAUUGCAAUAGUACGAGUGCCACACGUUUCCUCCACAACGCAGCGGCUAUUGGAAUACACGUAACAUUUGAAUUUUAGGAUAAUUAGAAGACAUCUGUUUUAUAACUUGAAGGCAUCUCUUUGCGAAAAAGAUCUAAUUCUUAAAUUAUGUGUAUUCUUUAGUACGGAUUUCUACAAUAUAUAAUAUGGAAACAAAAUGUGCCUGCGUGGCUGCAUGAAGAAAUAUAUUUAUUCAACAAUGGAUAGACGAUCGAGCAGUGUUGAGAAUUGUCAUGUUGGUGUCAUGGGAUUCCUAUUGCUAAUUUGCAUUUUUUUUUUUGUCAAAAGUCAUUUACUAUUCGAGAAUUUUAAUGAUUCUGCAACGCUGGACAACUUUUGAAUAGUUAUUAGCGAAUUUAUUAGCAAAUUAGUCCCAUGACAAGAAAGUAUAUAUAGUAAAAUAAUGAAAUUAGUAUACAACAACUGAUCAGAGUUGUCAGGUUUAUGUACAUCAAGAACGCAUUGAGUUACAGACAUCGAGGUAUCGGUGAAGAAAUCAGGUCUGAGGGCCGAUUUCUUCACCUCCGCUUAGGCCUUAAACCAGGUUUAAACGUAUGGGUAAGCACCGCUUAAGAGUUAAGCGAAGGUGAAGAAAUUGGCCCUGAGAGAGACAAAGUACCCAUUAAUAAGUACGUAAAUUAAUUUAUCUGUGUGGCUCUUUUUUAUAAAUGCAGCACAAAUACAUAUUCAUUCGGAAACACAUACUGAAUCUUACAUACGAGAAACAAUAUAUCAGGAAGAUUACAUUAUUAUAAGUAAAAUUAAAUACUCCUGAAAUUCACAUUGGAUUUUAGAAAAAAUCGAAUGAAACUCACAAAAAAAGUCUUCCUAAAAAUAAUAACAAUAAAAACGACUUAAUUUACAUUUUUUCGCUAUUGUAUAUGAUUUAUUUACUAGGGUUAUGUUUAAUUUUGUCUUAAUUGCUACGUUUAGAUUAGGCAAGUGAAUUGAUCAAUUCAGAUGAAUUUAAUUGACUGAUCAAAAGGGGAACGUGCCCAAUUUUCUCCUUGUUCAAGUAAGCUAAAAAAGGUUAGUACACUCUACAAGAAAAUCACAUUUCUUCAGGCAGCCAGUGUGGCCCCUUAAACGAAGGUUUUUUAAACGUCUAAGUCAAGCGACUUGCUCAAUUUGGUUCCCCCAAACAUAUGCGAUGCGACAAUUCCGACGUGAUUCUAUCGCUUGGCGACUGCGAUUCUGUCGCCGUCAAGGGCCCGGUACGCCUGUCACUGGCGAACAAAGAUCGUAUACUCUGCAUCGAAGCUUAGAACCGGUGUUAGGGCGCAAUCGUUUAUAUUCGGUUAGUUACUGCAAAUAAAUUCUUUUUCGAGUCCCUUUAAUCAAGCAUGAUUGAGUUUUUGAUAAAAUAUCGAAUAAAAAAAGUGUGCAUAAAAAUUGCCUCGCCAUAACAAAAAGGUGGAAGAGAAUUAACAGUGUUGUUUACAUUUUAGAACCAAAUCCAGAUGUCGUACAUGUCGGAGUAGGGCUUCAGUGCUCCGCCUUCUCGCCCUGGUAGCCGCUGGUAUGGGGCCGUACACAUAUUACGUAAGCACUUAUGGGGGGAGGGGGGGUCUGUCGUUUUCUUACGAACCAUAUAAAUUAAAAAUCAUUUGUAUGAAAAAAAACUUACAUGGGGAGAGGGGGAGUUGAAAAACCCAGAAAAAAAAUGCUUACGUAAUAUGCGUACGACCCCUAUGGAAGCGCAAAUGAAACAUUGCCUACAGCGAGCCAACGAUAGAACCGCGGCGAUUAGUUGUCGCUGUCGCGGCGAUGGAAACACUUAGGGAUCGUACACUUAUUACGUAAGCACUUAUGGGGGGAGGGGGUCUGCCAUUUUCUUACGCGCCAUAUAAAUAAAAAAUCAUUUGUAAGGGAAAAAUCUUACAUGGGGGAAGGGGGAGUUUAAAAGAACAGAAAAAUUGCUUACGUAAUUAGUGCGCGGUCCCUUAGGUCUGGGGAAGCCUUCGGGCCGAUGCCCACGUAGCGGUUUUUCAAUGCCACGGGCACGCAGCGUUAAAAUUACGCUGGUGUGCAUCGGCGUGAUGACGCUGCGUUACCGCUUUUCCCGUUGCACACCUGCGUCUUUUUGACGCCACGUGCACUCUACGUUGAAAUGACGCUACGUGGGCAUCGAGCCUUUACUUGCCAAAACCAUGCAUAUACAAAGAUCAUGUUCAAUUUUCUUUCAAAUUGUAACUUACAACUUUUCUAUACAUGCCAUUGUAUGUAUCUUUUAUCAUUUAUUAUAACAGCUGCCGAGAGUCAUACAGCCGAGAUUUUGGUAAUGCUUUCAACAUAUAUCGAAUAAACUUUAUCGAGUCAUCGGUACUCGUUAAUCUCGGUAAAUAAUCAUUAUAGCUGAAUUUCCGUGAAGUAAUUGCGGAACUUCGAGAAUUAUCGAAUUUUGGUGUUUAUCGGAACCAAAUUUUAUUUAUUUCAGCUGUUGUAUACUCUGCGAAAGUUUUGGUGAUGGUGGCAAAAUAAUGAAUAGGCAAGGAGUUGCAAAUUAGUUCCACUAGUAAAUCAAAACAACAAUCUCCAGAUUUGGAAUCCAAUCCAGCUUAUUCAAAAUAAAUCGUAACGUAAACUGAAUUCAACUGAGUUGAUAAAUUCACUUGUCCAAUCUAAACUGUUUUUUCUGUGUCGUGCCGUUUUUCUCAACCGCUCUUUGUUCCCGGUCCAUCUCAUCGUGAGUCCAUUAUGUCCAUAUCGAGAAUCCAUUUGAUUUGUGGGACUUGGACGUAGUAAAUCGUCGUUUUCUUCUGGUGUUUCUGGAGGUUCUCUGCUAGUGCAGCAAGUGUGUAAUUACGCCAAAAAAGCCAUAGGUUUGCCGCGUUGCUUUUUCGACCUAACUGCCGACAAUUUGCAUUGUUCAGUUGUUUACACGUGUACGUUGGAGGAAUGCCAUGCCUCCGAGAAGAGCAACGCGCGUUCCCCAAAACGCCACCGUAUAGGCUGCAUUUCCGACGACUGACAAGGUUUUAGUGUGAGGCUAGGAAUUGAACCCAUGAGCAUCCGCUGGUAAGGCAAACGUAUAGCUAACGCUAAGGGUGGCUAAGUGUUCCAUACACUGAGGAUACUGGCCGUAAGAACAUCAUAAGAUUCUCUUUUGAAAUUUCACCACAAGAAAAUAUAUUGAUUUUCAUACGAUUCUCUAAUGAAAUGCAUUUCAUACGAAAAUUUUAUGAAAUAUUUUCAGUUUGUCUAAAAAAAAUGUAACCCGGUUGCGAACCAUGGACGUCGUGAUUAGGAGGCGUGUGUUUACACCACACGUCCACCAACGCGACGCUUCAAUGAAGUAUCUUGUUAAUAAAAAGAUAGAUUUGACCAAAAAAAAAAAAUUUACGAUUUUCCUAGUUCAAUUCUAAUGAAAUAUUUUUAUAAGUUCUGUCAUAUGAAAAUCUUACGACCAGUAUCCUCAGUGUAUAAAUAUAAAUAUACUACCGAGAAUCGCAUAUCUGUCCCAUCUUUGCUGGGUUUCCUAGUGAUUUAUAUGGGACAAAUAUGCUAUUCACGGCAGUAUAACUGGUAUUCAAAAUAAUAGAUUUCAUAUAAUUCUUCGGUAUACCAUACGUCUGUCUGUGAGAGCUUGUUGUCAUUUCAAAUGUCUUUUAUGUAACUGAAGUAACUAAUUGGGCAUUAUUUGGAUUUAGAAGAUAUACCAAAUUGACUUACAUAAUCAACACAUGAAAGCAUAUUCAUGUGGUAUGGUAUGAUAACGUUGAAAUUCUUUGUUGUCAUAAGAAACUUAACAACGUUUAUUUAAAACAUCUUUAACAGUACAUUUAUACAUCAUCUUUCUAAUUAAAUCCCUAUGAGAAAGUGGAGCAAGUUGGCCACCCUAAGCAGUAACCAUUGUAAUAUAGUGAAGCUCCUCCGAAUUCUGUUUGUCCAUGAAUCUCCUUUAUGAUUCAUUGAAUUUGACAUAAGAAUCAAUAAACACUGAUUAAUAAAGUUUCAGUAUCUUAUGAACUGGUUUUAAACAAGGUGUUUUUAUGAUGUCUAUACCAGUCACUGUUUUCGGCUAUCAAUUUGAUUGCUGUAUUCCGCACCGGUGACGUUUGACAGUUAAUAAAAUAGCAGCGCUACCAAAUGUGGUCACCUGUCAGCUGCGCUACUGGUUUAGCAGCGCGUUUAGUGGCGACCGGUAAAGUGUGCACUGCUAAACGACUAAUACUCGUGUCAGGUAAUCCUGCUCUAACCCUUUAAUAGUAUUAUUAACCAUCCCCCGUAAAAUAAAAUGUGAAAAUAAUGCUCGCUCAAGCCAUACUCAUCGUUGGCUGUCUUGCCCCACUUUCCCCUAAUGGUAAUUCAACAAUAUAAAAAUUCUCGCUUAACUUGUCAAAGAACCUAAGUAACAUUUUUUCAUGAUUUAAUUUGAGUAAGUACUGCCAUUGAAAGCUUUCAUAUUGGUAUGUUGAUUAUCAUAUUCAAAUUAAUUCAUGAAAAAUUGUUACUUUUUUAAAAAGUUAAGCAAGAAUUGAUUUAAACUCUGUUCAUAUAAGCAUUGUUCAACAAUUAAAUGGUUUAAUCGUCAUUAAAUAUGUAAAUUAACGGGCAACCAUAAAGUAGGAUUUUACGUUCAUAGAGUUGAGAACAAAUCCCAGCAAUAUAAAUAAAGUACGGUUCAAAUAACGUCAGCUUCACAUCAUUCGCAUACUUCUUACAAUACUCCCACAUCUAAUUACUAAGCAAACUAUGAUACAUACAAGCACCAAAAAAAAUGGAACAUAGAGUUGGAAAAUACGUAGGUACGUGAAACAAACAAAGCCUGGGCAACGGCAAAUAUUCCGUAAGUAGCAACGUUUAGAACAGUUAAAAACUUGUAAUUGUUUAUUUGUUUAUUUGUGUCUAUUGCACACAACUACCCGAUCAAAGUCAGAAAACAUAAUAAAAUGGUGUAUAGAAAACAUAUUUUGACUUUGACAUCCAAUUCAAAUCAUAUUUUGUUUUCUUAUAUGAAUCAUCAUGAUUGAUUACUUAUUUUGAUUUCAUUUUGCUGUUGUAGAUUUCUAAAAUGCAUGAGCGUGUACUUAUUUUGCUAUCGGAAACCAAUAUUAAUAUAAGUUUUCGAUUUACUAUAAUCGAGAGCAGGAAUAGUGUUCGAUUUUAUGUCACAUUAAGAUUUUAGUUCUGUUAUUUUUAACGGUUAAAAUAUUGAAAGAUAAUGAUAAUCGGCGAUUUCACAUCACUAUAAGUUAUCGAUUUGCUCUCAAACUUUGCUCGGGUAGUAAGUGUGGGGGUCAAGGCAUACAUAUUUCAAGUUUCAGGGUAAUUUUACUGUAAAUCAUAAAAAACAUUCGAAAUCUGCGUGAGUUGGAACAAAGGAAGCUGUUAGCCAUGUGAUCAAAAGCGUAGUAUUGCCACAGACAAACAGACAUAACACAUUGAACAUUCACUCAUCAAAUUCAUCGUCGUUCACACACUAACGACAUCUGUUGUUUUCAUUAAGUUGGGCAAAUCACGAACCAGAUGGCGGUAGUGAGCAAACGUCAAACUCGAGCAAAUCCGAUGUGCGCGCCACGAGUGAUCGAUUGGCCAACUAAUUAUUAUUUAAAUUAACCAGUAAAUCAGUGAACGAUGAGAAUUUCACAAGUGUUAUGUCUGUUUGUCUGUGGUAUUGCCAAACCGGCGAUUGAUUCUCGGUCGACCUAGAAUGUUGUCGGGUGGGAAAACAUUCUCGGCUCCCUAUGUGUAAUGUUUUCAUUGUAAUUUGCGACACAAGAUAUGUACAUAUUCAUGCAACGGCAGGUAUAUAAAAGCUUUUAAUUAAUAACUGUGAAAAUGAGAAAAUAACACCAACUGAGGCCAAGUACCAGUUGGAAUGUAUUGCCAUUGAAGAAGAAGAAGAAGAAGAAGAAGAAGAAAACGAAGAUCAACUAAAUUACAAAAAAAUGAACAAUUUCAUCGGCUUUACAUUGAUGAUAUGGGAAUUAUAAGAUGUAGAGACAGUAUCCCUGUUGUUCAAUUAGAAUGCGAGCGUAUCCUCAGAACCAUUUUUUUGUAUUUUAGUUACUAUCAUCAAAUAUGGAGAAAAUUAAUAAGCUCUUUUAGUGGGAUGUCUUCACCUGUCAUAUUGUAAUCUCUACAGAUACAUAAUUCGAACGCAGCUGUAAGGCUGUCAUCAGUGUCUCGUACUUGAUUCGACUAACUCGACUUAGUCGAGUUAUGUACGAUAGACUGAGAACGGCCUUACAGUUAAGGCCGAAAUACGUAUUUGAAAGGUUUCAACGCGGUAGAAUUGAAUUGGAAUUGUUCUUAACUCGUCUUAUGACAGAUAAAUAUAUGCAUAUUCAUACAUUGUAAUGCAAAUAACUAAACUUAAGAUGUCUAGGAAUGUGGUCUACUUUGACAAAUAGCUCAUCAAUAGAUAUUCAUGUUUGUAAUGAUAAGUGUCAUAUAAUUCUAGUUCAUGUAGCUAUGCAAGCGUUAAAAUAAUUGCCUCCAAUUUUAGUGGUUUUUUCAAGUCCGGGUGAAUUGAUUUAUGUUUUUAUAUGUGAAAUCAUGCAGGAAUGUUUUUGUCUUUAUUAACGCAACGUGAAAUACGCAAGUUCAAGGAUAGAAUUUGCAAUCAAAGUGAUUGUGCAAAACUAAAUCAUGUUCGCUCAAAUCACAAAGCACUCCGGAAAUGCUUUGUAUGUCCAUUCAGAAAAUAUAUUUUGAUGUACUUUAUCUA
Molecule: messenger RNA, 8572 nt
Organism: Armigeres subalbatus
Lineage: Eukaryota; Metazoa; Arthropoda; Insecta; Diptera; Culicidae
Product: protein 60A-like
Exons: 7
Coding region: 341-1588 (415 amino acids)
Cellular component (GO): extracellular region
Molecular function (GO): cytokine activity; growth factor activity
Source: RefSeq, a predicted model, not a curated record